UCGUUAAUCGCGCAGUGGGGAAAGGGAGUGACGAGUGACUACGAAUUACAAUUAGCGACACAACAGAUGAAAGCGUGACGUGAAUACGUCGGCUUGCCAUACCGCGUCGAGAUAAUGUCGUUCGAGAAGAGAAACGUUGUACGUUUAUAAAGCGCAGGGUACGACAAAAGAGCCCCGUAAUUUAACUCGACGGCACUGUUUUGUCGCGCAGUUGCCAGAAAAUGGAAGCAGACUAUCAACCGACGCUAAGCCCAACGCGAACUUUGACAGCAACAGCCAAUGACGUCGAAGAUCCAUACCCAAGUUUGUCGGAUUAUCAUGACUAUGAGCCUAAGUUGGAGUUCGACGAUACCGAGAUACAGACCACUUCAAAUAAUGCUGUACAACUUUUAGAAGAAAAAUUGGAUUUGAUUAGCAGUGGCGCUGGUACUGGGAUAGAUUAUAUGGAGAGUCCAGUGAGCGAUGGAACAAUCGAAGAGAACUUUGAAGAAGCUUUGGUAGAUGCUCCAGUUAUCGAAUCCGCAGAGGAUCUUGCUGCAUUGGAUGGCGAGCUUACCGACGAAGAAGAUUAUAUUGAUAUUGCGAGAUAUGGUAUUGUAGAAGUGGUUGGUGAUGACAGUGCUGGUCGUAAAAUAAUCGUAGUAUCUGCAUGUAAAUUACCUCCCGUUGGAAGAGAAGCAUUCAAUCAUGCUAAACUUCUUAGGUAUCUCACGCAUACUUUAGAUACAUUUGUAGAGCAAGACUAUAGCUUGGUUUAUUUUCACUAUGGUCUUACUUCUAAGAAUAAACCACCAUUAUCCUGGUUAUGGCAAGCGUAUAAAGCUUUUGAUAGAAAAUAUAAAAAGAAUUUAAAGGCUUUGUAUUUAGUACACCCAACCAAUUUUAUUAGAAUUGUAUGGCAAAUAUUUAAACCAGCCAUUAGUGCGAAGUUUGGACGUAAAAUGAUGUAUGUUAAUUAUUUAGAGGACUUAGCACAAUAUGUUAAUCUUGAUCAACUUAUUAUACCUCCUCAAGUAAUAGAACAUAAUGAACAGCUAAUGUUAAAGAAUAAAAAGAAUUUACCAACGAGUCCACCUCAGAGUACGGUAACAACACCAGUUGGUACCACUCAAUUCGGAGCAAGUCUCCCCUUUAUUAAAGAAAAUAACAAUAAUGAUCCUAUACCACCAAUAGUGCGACAAUGCGUUGAAUUUCUUGAUACGCCUGAUGCUCUAGAAACAGAAGGAAUAUUUAGACGGUCAGCUAAUGUAGCUGUAGUUAAAGAACUUCAGCAUCGUUGUAAUUUAGGUCAGCCUGUAGAUUUCCAUGGAGAUCCACAUAUAGCAGCAGUUCUUCUUAAAGCAUUUCUUCGUGAAUUAGAUGAACCUCUUAUGACAUAUGAAUUGUAUGAUGAAAUAACACAAUUUCUAAGUCUAUCGAAAGAUGAACGUCCAAGAAAAGUAAAAAUAUUAGUACUUGAGAAACUUCCAGAAGACAACUAUAAAGUUUUAAAAUAUAUUGUACAAUUUUUAUCGAGGGUAAUGGAUAGGUGCGAUUUGAACAAAAUGACAUCAAGAAAUCUUGCUGUGGUAUUUGGUCCAAAUCUCGUCAGAGCGCCACCCUCGCGUGGAAUGUCACUUUCUGCAAUAGGUCCUAUUAAUCAAUUCAUAGAUUUUUUAUUCAUGCAUCAGGAUGAAAUAUUUAUUAUUUAAAGAAGUUAUAGAAGCAAAUGUUGAAGGCCUAAUUUGAAACGAAAUUAGUACUUUAUGUAUGUUGUAGAAAGGAAAUCCUACAGGUCUGGCUGCCGAGUUUGAUAUCGCAAAAUAACUUCGAAGAGAAAUUUUAUAGAAUUUUUAAUAAGAACUUUGACAAGUCUCUAUCAGAUCUUUGAAGUCAUAUCAAACUUAUUGAAACUUAAAGUGAACGUAACAAUUCAUGUAUAAUAUUCAUAUUUAAUUAUAACAUCCGUACUUCGUUGAUUAAAAUAUUUUUAUAUUUGAAUAUACAAAUAGGGAAAUAUCUGCAUACCUACUAAUGUCACAAAUAGCGCUUAAUUAUACAGCCUGCACAAGAUUUUUUAAUGAAUUGGUACAAUGAUUUCAGAAAGAGAAUACUGAAUAUUGAAAUAAUACAAAGAACUCUGGAUGCUAGUUUAAAAAUAUGUAAACUUACAUGAAAAUUAAUGGUAUACCAAAGAUACAUGAAAAUGUCAUGCAAUUAUUGUAAAAUUUAGGAUUAUUUAGGAAUAGUAUAACAUAAUAAAAAUAGAGAAGCAGAAGUAUGAUGUACAGGAUGCCUUGCUCGCAUAAUUUUAUUAAUUUAAGACAAAUGAACAUGACACAACUCAUAAAAGUCAUAAUUAAUUAACUAUUGAUUAUAUCUUGUUAUAGUUGAUUAGUAUAGCCAAAGCGAAAUAUGGUAACGAAUUAGUAAGUACUAAUAGUAUAUGGCAUCCUUUGUAUUAAAAUCAUGUACACACGUACUGAAAGGAGUAGUAAUGUAUAAAAUUUUAGUCCGAUUUAAUGAAACUGUCCAUUUAACUAUACAAGUACGAAGAAUUCUAAUGAAUAAUUAAAAUAAUUGCAUUACACUAUAAAAUUGAGUUUAAAUUACAAUAAAACUUAUUACUUUUACGUAAGUAGAGUGAAAUCAAUUGUCAUCAUGUGAUUAGCAUGUUAUGUGAUGUUUUGGUCUAUAACUUUAAACGUGAUCGUAAUCUGUAAAAUAACAGAUUCUUGAAAAAAAAAAGAAAAUCGCAUGAUCAUUUUCUAGGUAAAAAUAGAGAUGAAAACUAUAGAAAUUGUUAUUCAUUAUUAUCGUAAUUUAACAGUUAGAUUAAAAUCAUUGUCAGGGUAUUGUGUAAUGUAAUAUUAACAUAUGUCUCGUUGUCACUUUAAGGAUAAAAAAAACUUACACUAAUCUUUUCAGGAUCAAAUAUGUAUCUUUGUACAUUUUUUUAAAUAGUCCUGCCAUUAUGGGUGUCUGGGAUAAAAUAGUCUAAUCGUCUAAUACAUACUUUGUUAUCAAAAAAGACUAACCCAGACCUAUAUAGAACUGAUACAACUCAAUUACAUUCCUUGUUAUUAUUGAUAGAAUAAAAUUGCUGUAAUAAAGCAUGAUUAUUUAUACAGAAACUAAGAUACUGAAUGUGUCAUAAAAUGUAUAUUACACAAUUCAUAAUUUCUUAUCAUUACUUUCAAUGUUUUAAAUAUUUUUCUGAUUCACAAACGGCCAUGGACAACCCAUCCAUAAAUUUACAUCAAGCUACGAUUUAAACUAUGAAAUAAUGAAUCGGUAUGAAAAAAUAUUUAUGUUGCUACAAUAGAUGAAUUUGUGGAUGUUCAUGAUCCAUGUAUGUACCUGUGAUAGAGUAGAAUAUUUGUACUUUAGUCUCACAAAUACUAUGCAUGUAAUUAAAUUAAGAUAACGAUAUUUUCCAACAGUCCUUUAAUUUGUAACUAAUUAUAAAACUAAUCUAAAUUGUGAAGUAUAAAACACAAAACAUUCCCAAGAAA
Molecule: messenger RNA, 3494 nt
Organism: Hylaeus anthracinus
Lineage: Eukaryota; Metazoa; Arthropoda; Insecta; Hymenoptera; Colletidae
Gene: RhoGAP68F
Product: rho GTPase-activating protein 1
Exons: 10
Coding region: 222-1691 (489 amino acids)
Biological process (GO): small GTPase-mediated signal transduction; negative regulation of endocytic recycling
Cellular component (GO): cytoplasm
Molecular function (GO): GTPase activator activity
Source: RefSeq, a predicted model, not a curated record